CGCUGCUCUUUUCCAGGCGGGUAAGCAGGAGGAAUCUAAGAAAGGGUACCGGCUGGCUGUCCUUCCCAGCGCUCGAAGCCCCGCCAUGCUCGUCCUCCGAAGCGGCCUGACUAGGGCUCUGGCUGCGUGGAAGCUCGCGCCUCAGGUGUGCUCAUCUUUUGCUACGGGCCCCAGACAAUACGAUGGAACAUUCUAUGAAUUUCGUACCUAUUGCCUUAAGCCCUCAAAGAUGAAUGAGUUUCUGGAAAAUGUUAAGAAAAAUAUACAUCUUCGGACAGCUCACUCUGAAUUGGUUGGAUACUGGAGUGUAGAAUUUGGAGGCCAAAUGAAUAAAGUGUUUCAUAUUUGGAAGUAUGAUAAUUUUGCUCAUCGAACUGAAGUUCGGAAAGCCGUGGCCAAAGAUAAGGAAUGGCAACAAUCUGUCAUUCCAAAUCUGGCUCUCAUAGAUGAACAAGAGACUGAGAUCACUUACCUGGUGCCAUGGAGCAAAUUAGAAAAGCCUGCAAAAGAAGGAGUCUAUGAACUGGUUAUUUUUCAGAUGAAGCCAGGUGGGCCAGCUUUGUGGGGUGAUGCAUUUAAAAGGGCAAUUAAUGCCCAUGUGGAUCUAGGCUACUCAAAACUAGUUGGAGUUUUCCACACAGAAUAUGGAGCACUCAACAGAGUUCAUGUUCUUUGGUGGAAUGAGAAUGCAGACAGUCGUGCGGCUGGGAGACAUCAGUCUCAUGAGGAUCCCAGGGUUGUGGCAGCUGUUCGGGAGAGUGUCAAUUACCUCGUGUCUCAGCAGAAUACGCUUCUGAUCCCUACAUCAUUUUCACCUCUAAAAUAGUUUUCCAUUGAAAUACGAAGCAUUGCAUUAACUGCUAUAAGAUGUGUCUGCUAAUGGUGCUUAAAUUCUCCUAAGAGAUUCUCACUUGCAUUUGAAGAAGGUGGUAAGUUAAUUUUCUGUGUCUCCACUUCUGAAGCCACCUCUAUCCUUCCUUCCUCUGUUCCUCUCCACCUUAGGAAAUAGUUCUGUUCAUAUUCCCCUUGGCAUUUUCAGUGUCUGUUACACAUUAGAAAUAGUUGCUACUGGGGCACCUGGGUGGCUCAGUCGUUAAGCGUCUGCCUUUGGCUCAGGUCAUGAUCCUGGGG
Messenger RNA from Neomonachus schauinslandi (Hawaiian monk seal), 1131 nucleotides. RefSeq names its product protein NipSnap homolog 3A-like. Gene Ontology annotation, cellular component: mitochondrion. The record is from RefSeq and is a predicted model, not a curated record. Bases 86 to 826 code for a protein of 246 amino acids. Lineage: Eukaryota; Metazoa; Chordata; Mammalia; Carnivora; Phocidae. The transcript has 6 exons.